Phoenix dactylifera (date palm) is the source of this 1265-nucleotide messenger RNA. Lineage: Eukaryota; Viridiplantae; Streptophyta; Magnoliopsida; Arecales; Arecaceae. The record is from RefSeq and is a predicted model, not a curated record.
AAGAUUGUGGAGCCCGGAAACUGUGAAGAAACUCCCGUGGCCACACCUUCCGUCUGCCACAUGAUAAUUGUGAAUGCCAGUACCCAUGCGAGCUAAAAUAUAACUCCUCCUUGUUUCUAGCUGAGAAAUGAGUUGGAGGAGGAAGGAGAGGGAGAAGCUAGGCUAGUCUCCGGAGAUGGCAUCCCCCUCAAAUUCUGCUAACUCACCGAGCAACAACGCCGGCUCGCCGCCCUCAUCGGACUCAGCCAAUGAACAAGGUGGAGAUGGAUAUCCUUCUAGCCAGGUCAAUGGAGCAGUUGGCCUAUAUGGUACUACAGGCUCGCUACCACUUAAGGACCGGGUGGCCAUCAUAACAGGAGGUUCCGGCGGCAUCGGAAGUGCGAUCACCACCCACCUAACCUCCCUUGGUGCCAAGGUAGUCAUCGGCUAUGUCGGUGACCCUGUGCCGGCCGAUAGCCUUGCUUCCUCCCUCAACAACUCCACCACUGCCGAUUCCGGCCCACAGGCCAUUGCAGUCGAAGCGGAUAUAUCGAAAGAGGAGCAGGUGAAAUACCUCUUUGACAAGGCCCAGUCCACUUUUGGCCCAAAAAUCCAUAUCCUUGUGGCGGCUGCUGGUGUCCAAGACCCCAAGUACCCACCACUUGCCGAGACGACAUUAGAGCAAUGGGAGUGGGUGUACAACGUCAACGCCAAGGGGACGUUCCUUUGCUGCCGAGAGGCAGCAAACCGGCUUGUUCGAGGUGGCGGAGGUAGAAUUAUAACAAUGUCGUCAUCGACGGUGGGCUCGUUGAGGCCUGGGUAUAGUACAUACUCAUCGACCAAGGGUGCGAUAGAGGUGAUGACGAAAAUCCUAGCGAAGGAGCUGAGGGGAACUGGGAUCACGGCGAAUGCGGUGGCGCCGGGGCCAAUCGCGACACCAUUGUUCUACGCCGGGAAAUCGGAGGAGCGGAUAAGGGCGGUGGCAGCUGAGAGCCCAAUGGGCCGGCUGGGUAGGCCUGAAGAUGUGGCCCCUAUGGUGGGCUUCUUGGCCAGUGAUGCCGGGGAGUGGGUCAAUGGCCAGAUCAUCCGGCUGAAUGGUGGAUAUGUUUGAUUGCAAUCACUCCCUUUUUGUGUUUCCUGCAAAUAUGAGAAUUGGUUGAUUAUAGUGUUGCCAAGUGUGCAGUCAAUGAAUCAGCAAGGUUUAGGCGUGAGGUACUCUGUUAUUCUUUUUUUCUUACACCUAACUCAGCACUACACUCUUGGCUAUGAUAAACUCUGUUAUUCUC